AAUGGGUUUGUGCAGAAAUCGUCUCGGAUGAAAAAGUUAUCAGAAUUGUGUAAAAUCAGUUCAAUUUCUUGUGAUUUCUAGUUCCAAGCGUAGAUAAUAGUAGUCUGCAAGUGCACAAAAAUGGCCCCCGGAGCUAAUAGCAACAAUAAUAAUCAAAAUCGCCAGACAGGAACAAAACCGAAGACAAAAUCUUCGAAGAAAAAUUCAGUGCCUCGAGAGGUAGUUGCCCCGACUCGGCGAGAUCUCCAGCAGCAGCUAAAUGUUCUCGUCGAUUGGGCAACGGUAUCGGGCGUUGCUGAAGCCGCGACUAGCAAUCAGCAGCAGGCAGGAUCAGCCGUUGGAGCUUCCGGCAGUCAGCAGAACAUUCUACUCAAACCGAGAAACAACCGUACUCCGGGCGAAGGGACGUGUUACGAAAUUGAUAAUCUUGCCCUGCAGGACAACAGUCGCUACAUUCCGGUGCGACCGAUCGUCCGCCGAAAUCUGCUGAGCGAAAGUGCUGGGACCGAGUCCGGCGAGCAGCACAAUACCACGGUCGGUGUGGUUAUUCCGACCACUCCAAACUCGGCGCUGCAAACGUUCCGCCUUAACGACGCCUCCGGAGCGUCCAGCAUUGGCAUUAACAAUCUCAUCAACAACAACACCGGUAGCCAAAAACACAUUCUCAAUCCCUUCCAACAGCAACAGCUGCAGCAGCAACAGCAACAGCAGCAACUGCGUGCUUCUCCGCUUAGCUCGCGUGUUCCAGACGGAGCAUCCCAGAAUCAGCUCAAUCUCAAUAAAAACUCGAAUCAGCAACAGCAGCAGCUGCAGCAGCAACAACAACAAUUUUACGGCGUUGGUGCCAUUGGUGGAGGAGCUGCCUCGAAAGCCAAUUUUGAAGACAAAUUAAAUCAGAUUCAAGAGUAUAUUAAGUUGACCACCAAUCUCAUCUCGUCUGUACAAAACGAUAAUAGUCUUUCACAGAGGAAGCAAUCGCAGGAGGGAGGGAAGCAAAUCAACAUCUCUACCGAGAUGGGUGAUCAGAGUUGCUAUUUCAUGCCGAUCAAUUCCACUAGCUUAGAAAGUGUUCCAAACAGCGAUUCUGAGCUCAACGGUCCACGGCCACAAUCGGUUCAAAGUAUCUGCACCAACAACUCCACAACUCCGGUGCAGACUCCUUCCUACGACGAACUGCGUUACCGAAUGGAGGGCCAAAGCAGAAAUAUGCAAGCACUGAAAGAACAGCAAGCCCAUCUUCUGCGAUUGCAGCAAGCAGCACGCCAGCAACUGCAGGAAAUGGAAGCGAUUCGCCAUCAAACAGCAGCCAACGUGGUUCCACUGGAAAACUUUGAAUCCGUAGAGCAAGUUCAGGAAGGAAUCAGUAGCGUGAUGGAGCGGAUGCAUGUACUAGCUUCGUUCAUCCAGAACCAGCAGGCGCUGAGUAAAUUACUCGGUGGAGAAAAUGAUGAUGUGGUUAAUGAGCAGGACAUUCUGCAGCAAAAGUUUCAGGAGUUACGCCAUAAGAAAGCUCAGAUGCAUAAUUUAGUUUCCGAGUUACAGAACUUGAAUGUGGAAGCGAGUAGACACUUCGAAACCACAGCCCCAUCAACUGGAGUUGAACGGAACGUUCCGAUUGAACUAACAAAUGCUCCAGCGCCAGCAGCAGAUAUGAAGAAAGCUACUAAGACUUUCAAUCAAAAUAAUGUCGAACACGCAAUGCUGAACGGGACCCGCGGUGGUUCUAUAACACCGAAGGUGGAAAAUGUGCUUCACGACAAUGUGGAUGGCAUUAAUGAGGAUGAGGAUGAGGAAGAGGAAUCGGAGGCAAUCGCUGGAACAGCAGAUAUGUUGAACGAGAAAAUCAAUGAAAUCAACGCCAUGAAAUCUCAACUGCGACGGUUGAAAGAGAUGAUGGACACGGUGAAAUUAAUCGAAAUGAAAACCGGCGAUUCUACCAAUGAAGAUGAAGAUGUCCCCGAUGAGAACAAUGAUAACGCGGACACUGACGAGAACAGUCGUUCACCGAGCGUCGCCAGUCAGAUUAGUGACCAAGCAGGAGCUGCAGGAGGACCCACGGACAAGCGACGAGAGCAGUUGAACCAGCGGGUGGAAGCCUUACAUGCCAUGACACGUGAUCUUAGAGAGCAAGCAAAAUCGAUAGCCGCUGAAAGAGACGCUCUAAAAAUCUCCCGUUCGGAAAUUGAAAAGCGUCGCAAUAACGUUGCUGAACUGCAGCACCAAGCUGAAGCUCAAACCUCAGAGAAGUUAACCAAUCAUGUGGCAUCACUCGUUUCUUCGUUGCCAGUAGGGGCGAAAGAGCGCGAACAGAUUGCACUAAAAGCUGAACUCGAACAAAAGAGACGCGAACUGGAGCGGAUCGAAAAAAUGACGCACAGUAUCAAGAAGAACACUGAGCUAUCUCGACGAAAUACAGAGGUUGCACCACCGAAAGUCUCAUCUGUUUCCUCUACUGGCUCUCUUCAAUCCCCCAGUCAUCCACCGGUAAUUCCACCUCCUCCCGCGACUUCCGCUGCUAACAUCACCAGCGCUAGUAACGCCACGAAUCACUCGAAGAACUCCGCCGACUCCGGUGUGACUGAUAUAUUUGCUAACGCUCAACUCGAAUCCGGCAGCUAUCAAUCCAGCAGUACCCGUAGUUUGAAUAUGGUACCACCAAUGCCAGAUAUUUGCAAUCGCGCUGAUCGCUAUCAUCGUAAGUCCGAGGAAGUUUCCGCUUCAGCGGCACGCACUUCACCUUGGCCAGCGCAUUUGUUCGGUGGAAGCGCUGGAGUUGGUCCAUCUAGCUCCAACACGGGACCUCAAAGUCCUCACCCGUUCCAUCCAUUCGUUGGUUCAGAUAUUCAAGUAAGUUCGGCCUAUCCGGCCUACAAUGUUUAUCCGAACUAUUCAAAUCUGCUUCCACCGCAUACACCCAAUUCGGCACCACCGCUACCAGACCCCUUGAUGUUCCAGCACUUUAUGCAAACCCAGCAAAUGCUGAUGAACUCAAUAACCCAGUGUAACCAGUUGCUUUGGAUUCAGCAGCGUGAAAUCAACAAUCUUAACAAUGCAGUACUGCUGCUACAAGAACGUAUUCUCAACAACGGAAACAAUAAUAUCUUGUUGAAUGAUAUCCACGUUCCCGGUGCUGGAGCACACAUACGAGCGGAGUCAACCCCACCAAACAACUCGCUCAAUUCGGCUGGAACACUCUCCGGUUCCGUCUACAGUCGAGCUCGCUCCGAGCAACCAUCAAUGAAUCACCAACAAACUCCUUCCUCCCCAUAUCAAACGAUUCCAUCAAACACUGUGCAGCACACGCCGUACGGCAGCCUCAGUGGCGGCUCCACCGGCCAGUUUCAUCCCUUCACACCAACCUCAUCACAUCAGUCCAGUGCCCAAUUUUCGAUUAACCAACAAAUCCAGCGUAAUAACACUAACAUCUCGAAUGCUAACGCUGCCGGCUCGGUAAAUAGCAAUAGUAGCCAACGCAGCUAUCGCAAUCUCAGACACGUUAACAUUAACACCGCUAACAAUGCGAUCUACGAACAACAGCAGCUUCAGCAACAGCCUCUAUACAGUCACCAAGUCUCUCUGCAACAGCACUCGAAUAAUUUUAUGAACCUAAACAACCCGUUACAACAGACGGGAGCAGCAGAUGAUGACACAAAUCUGCAGCAUCAGCCUUUCAACAACGUUUCCGUUGUUGCCGGUGGUGGCAGCAACCUCGGCCCGUCUCACAUGAUCAACAAUUUGGCAAACGGACCGACAACGACCAUGCAAACGGGAGGACCGCUGCAAGUUUCGGCGCCACCCCCCGCGCAGCAACAAGUUUGUCUGAACAAUCUGAACAAUAGCAGUAACAAUAGCAACGCUUCUCAGCAAACGCAAGCCCUCAAUAACCAAGUUCUACCGGGAGUACGUGCCAACAAUUACUGGGACAAUUUCAGAAGUUACUCAAGACAAAAUCUUCUGUCGAGCAACAGCUGCAAAAGCAACGAAGAUUCCUGCACUCUCAGUUCCGGCAGCUGCACCAACAACAUCAACAAUCAAAUUCAGCGUAACAAUAGUAAUACAAACAAUUACAACAAUAGUGCCACGUGUGGUUCCACCGGUCAAAACGCUAGUAACAAGUAUUCUUCAAAUUUUAACCGCAACAAUUCGCUUAGCAACAUUAAUCAGCAGACAGUAUCCGAUGUGGGUUCCAAUCCGCAGCAACCGAAUAUGUCACAUCAGCAACCACAGCAACACUAUUCAUCUUUGCCAUCAUCGCAACAACAACAACAGCAAGCACAGCAACCGCCGCAAGAGUCUGCGACAUCUUUCCAACAGAUACCGCAGACGAUGUUCCACCAACAGCAACAUCACCAGCAACAGCAACAACAAUCACAACAGCAGCAACAACAUCACAACCCUCUGAACCAAUCGAAUUCCCUCGAUCUCGGCGAGCUGCAGUUCCACACCAAUCCGAUCAACCUAGGAUUGGCCAACAAAAGCAGCCAUCCCAAAGCUAGCGGCCACAAGAAAUACCCCCUUUCGUUGCGAUCCUGUCGCGACGGUAGCAAUUCUAGCGGGGAAGUCAGCUCGAAUUUCUACGCGGUCGGUGCACACGCGGAUAUGAUCAGCGAUCUGAACUUGGCCACUGCCAGCAACUAUCAGCACGAUUCCAAAUCGUCAUCGAAGCUGUUCGAAGCUCUCAAAGAGAAUGUCUAUCAAGAGGUUAAAAACCUCAUUACCGCGAACGAAUCGAGACCCCACUUCCUAAUUCAACUAUUCCGAGAGCUGCAGCUCAUUUCGUCCGAUCCGUUGCGCCAGCGGACGCUGCAAUCUAUUCAGGAGCUGUAUAAUCGUUACAUAGAGACCACUCUGCAACAAGAACAACAGGAAGGUCACGUCAACAACAUAGGCAGUAAUAAUUUGCUUUCUUCAGUAGCGGUGCCCGCGUCAGCCACCGGUAAUGCUCAAGGUACAGAAAGCGCACCCGGUGGACAGCCGCCAGCGGCCGCGGAAAAUUUGGAAGUUGUAGAAAUGGAGGUUUCGCAGAACUUUACCAACGCCCGAAAUCAGCAGCAGCAACAGCAACAGCAACAACAAGUAUCAGCGGCGGUUUAUCACUUUGCGCCUGCGGCGGAAAGUAAUCCUAACGUUGCUAAUGUUACUGCAUCUGGUUCGAACGCAAACGACGUCCCACUCGGGAAUGAGCUAGAAGCUAACGAGCUUGGCAUUCCCAGCUCGGAAAUAAUCAGCAUUAUUAUGAGCGACAUAGUUUCAGUAAUCAAUUCGGUCGAUUACAUCAACGACUCGGUUCUGUGUAAGAUUGCGGGGGUAAUUUGUAAUCAUGCCACCGGUGCUUCCAAUGGACUGUUUCAGAGUACUCAAGGAGGACAGCAGAAGACUCCUGAGAGAUUGCUAGCCAAUCCCAUGCUAGGUCCUUCAAUGGCCGCCUUCCUGGCACAGAACGACGCUGACUUCAUAAGUCGGGAGGAUUUUCUCCGCCAUCUGGAGAGCUGGAACCGAACCGAUAAGGAUGAAUUCAUUUCCAAUUUAGAAAAUCUGUUGAAUAACAUCCUGUUAAGGUCAUCUGCUGCAGAAGGUGAUCCAGGACUGGUAUCGUCCUCGAACAUGAACAUGAACGGUGACGAGGAAGGACAAAUGAGAGCUCAAAUGCAACAUCAACAACAACAUCUUCAUGACUCUUUGUCAAGUCACGGAAAUGGCAUUAACAGUAGUGCUGAUAUUAGCACCGACAACAAUGAAACGUUUGCUUCCUAUCCUGGAAACGAGGUACCGUAUUCUCCACGAGGUUUUCCUGGCGUUGCCAGUGUUGGUGGAGCAUGUGGCGGUCGACGCUUGUAUGGAGUAUCUGAAAGCGAUAAUAUGUCGAAUGGUGUGAGCAGUUCAAACGGUUAUGCAUCGACGACAUACGACUUGGCUGAGGCGGAUCAAAUCUGCGAUUUAGACAAAAGCAUUGCUGCUGGCGCGGUUGGGGGAAUUGCUUCAGCACCGAAUUCGAACGCUGAAGCCUUGUUGCACAGCAUAGAAGAUCGACGAAGAAUGAGACAGUGGAUGCUGGAUGAUGAUCUUCCGGAUAUGCCGAAAGAGCAACAACAGCACCAUCACCAGCAACAGCAGCAGCAGCAGCAGCAGCAACAAGCGGCGCAAAAUCCAGAUUCUAGGUUCGGUGAGGUGUGGCAGCUUGAGGAUGAAUAAUUAAAAAUAUGCUUCUUCUUUAAUGCUGCAAUGACAUGUUCCUGUUCUAUGCUGACAGUCUUUUUUUGAGCUUCUAAUAUCGAUACUCAGAGAGAACCACAAAACAAUACAUAAUGGAAUUCAAAUAUUGAUCUGCACUUCGUCGAAUAUAGACUCUGCUAAAAACUGCGCGAAAUGCUAUACCAGUGCUCAGAUGUAAGUUGCAACUCCUCGUUUCUACUGUUACUGCUCUUUGUGAUAGCUUCGGUUCUUUUCAACCCAAAACGGUUGAAAUCGCAACCUGGCGACAAAUUUUUGUAAGAACUUUUUAUUCGGUAUGACAAAAUUGACUAGCAAUUGUAAAAAUUCGAACCAAAUCAUUUUUUUUAUCACUUCGUCAAUCAGGCGCUUUCAAUAGGUAUGAAACCUCUUUCCUGAUCUACCUUUCCCUUUAUUUCGCAUCAAAAAUUCUACUUGUGUUGCGGAGACACCUUGGUAGAAUAACGACCCAAACCCAAAUUUCAAAUGCUUGAAGUGUUCCUAAGUGAUUGGUGGAUUGCCAUACCUUGUGGUACAAAGCAACAUACAUGUUUGGUUUUUAUUAACAGCUGAAGAAAAAUCGUAACCCCCAAGUACAGAAGCUCAAAGCGUCUGUAAAAGAAGCUGUAUAAUUCUGAGCCUAAUAUAUUCUCGACGUCAUAUGCAUA
Molecule: messenger RNA, 6878 nt
Organism: Sabethes cyaneus
Lineage: Eukaryota; Metazoa; Arthropoda; Insecta; Diptera; Culicidae
Exons: 10
Coding region: 121-6192 (2023 amino acids)
Biological process (GO): cilium assembly; intraciliary transport involved in cilium assembly; centrosome cycle
Cellular component (GO): ciliary basal body; centriole; centriolar satellite
Source: RefSeq, a predicted model, not a curated record